AUGGAGUCCACUUCGGGUAGGGAACUUGUCACAGUAGCGUCUUUAGACCAUGGGGUAGGUCAUGGGGGGACGUCCGAGGUGGAUAGGUAUGCCAUGGCUGAGGAGGACGUGGAUUAUACCCAGGAGUGGGGGGCUUCUAGAGUGCCCUCAAACAUGACGGGGAAGAGGUUGGGGGUGCUUAGGGAGAGGUUCGUCUUUGCAGAUAGUAGUACGAGGUUCGAGCUCAGCAGGGAGGAAUUUGAGGUGAUAGAGGAUAUUUACAAGAGGCCUCUGAAGCUUCGGUACUUCGAUCACCUAAUUGACAGAAGCAGAUACUUCUUUGACUUCGGGCUGAUGGCAUCCAGAGAUAAAUUCAAGAAGAGGGAGUACCCAGCUCCAGACAUGGCCUCCAUCCUGAAGGCCACUUCUACUGCAAAGGCGAGGCCCCUGAAGCCCGAGUCUAGUGGAGCAAAGGAAGUUCGAGGCAGGGUUGAGCGCCUGUCAAAGGACUGCACUCCUAGGGCCAUGGAGGAGGCAUCUACUCAGAGGCCAGAGAAGCCCAAGGAGAAAGUCCCUGAGGAGACUAAGAAGAGGAAACUGGUGCACAUCUCCAGCUCAGCUGGCAAGUUCGGGACUUCAGUGUCCCAUAGGGCAGAACAGACCGGUGAGCCAAAGCUCCUUGCUGCAGCCUCUAAAGCCAUCAAAAUAGAGAUGGUAAGAGAGGUGGAGGCUGAAGAGGCCAGAGAAGAGGCUGCAAGGAGAGCUGCGGAAGCCGCCGAAGAGGAGGCGACGAAGGAGAGGCCGGUUCGGGAGAAGGGGAAGUCUCCUAACUUCCUAGCUGGGAAGGAGGAUGAGCUGGACCCAGCCUUGGUGGAGGCCCUCCCUGAGGAAAUCAAAGGUACCACCGAGAGCUUUUACAAGUUCUGGACGGAGAGGUGGCAGCUUCAUGCCUCGUCUUGUGAUGCCGCCGACCUUACAAGGGCACUGGUGAGCCAAAGCGCCCGGACCUUUGGCCUCGCGCUUGAAUGUAGGGAGGCAUUAAGUGAAUUUCAGACAAGGACUCACGCCUCAGAGGGGAAGGCUGCCUCCAUUGCAGAGGAAGUCAAAGCUGCUAAGGCCGAGGCUGAAGAAGCCAAAGCUCAGAGGGUUGAAGAAGCGACGAAGCUCGAGUCUGCCUUGACUCAAAUUGAGGCCCUAAAGAGGGAAGUAUUUGAGUCACAGUGCGAGGUGGCCUUCCUGAAAAAGAAGGUGGAGGUCUCCAAUGAGUACCAAAAGGUGACUGCUGAGGCUCUGGAGCAGGCAAAUCUCGCCUUGGCCGGCGCUCGUGAUGCCAAUCAGUUUCUCGAAGGCCAGGCGAAGUGGUAUAUGAACGACGCCUCGGUUGCUAGAGAAGAGGCCCGGACGGCAGCGGAAGAGGCGGUGAAGGCAUACAUCGCCAAUUUCCACACUAUAGAGGAGUAUAAAAGCUUCAGCGCGUACUGGAGGAACUUCGCCUAUGCCGAAGUGCUGGAGAGGGCAGAGGAGCUUUAUCCCAACUUGGACCUGGCACAACUUAGGUCCGAGUUUCUGGAUGAGGUUCCUCAGACCCCAGCUGAGGAGGUGCAGGGUGACGAGGCAGCUGAUGCCGAAGCCCCAAAUGCUGAGGCAGGGGAAACAACCACUGAUGCCCAGGUUGCCGAACCCCCAAGUGCUGAGGCGCCUCCUUCAUCCAGCCAGGCUUAG
Molecule: messenger RNA, 1701 nt
Organism: Olea europaea var. sylvestris
Lineage: Eukaryota; Viridiplantae; Streptophyta; Magnoliopsida; Lamiales; Oleaceae
Exons: 3
Coding region: 1-1701 (566 amino acids)
Source: RefSeq, a predicted model, not a curated record